AUGCUCGCUAGGAUCUCGACAGCCCAACAAUUUGCUUCCUCGUCCGCCAACGCGCCACUGCGAGCUUCGUCUCCGCGUCAACACACACGUUCGGCACAGGUGGCUACCCGAUCAAGGUGGCUCUCCACAUCAUCCGGCCUUCUGUCUCCAGCAUCUUCCUCCAAGGCACAGUCGCAGACCGCCUCGUACCCAUCCACCUCCACCUCAUCAUCGAAUGCUUUUGCACCGUUCUCCUCUACACCAAACCCGUUCUCUGCUAGCAAUGCCUCCCGUACAGAGCAAACCGAGACUGCAAGCGUGGACCCAGCGUGCGCGACCCUCUCGCCUUCUUCGCCCGCGUCGCCAAAGUCGCAGAAGGAUCCGCGCGUAGCCGCUCACUCUGCUGCCGCCGGACAGCCCGCUCCGACUCCCUCGCCUGCAACACCCGCACCCAGCGCCUCGGAUCCGGCACCCUCCUCGUCGACCCUCACGCCUUCAAAAGCAGCCGAACUGGCAAAGGAUCCCAAGGUAGCCGCCACCAUGCCCGAAGCAUCUUCCGCCACACCCACUGCGCCAAAAAAGGCAGCUGCAGAUCGAGGCACCAAGUUCCGCUCGCGCACCGCGGCGCUCAAGCUCACGCCCACCGCCGUGCUUCGUCUGCGCGCGCUGAUGGAGUCCGACUCGGGUCCCAAGCUGAUCCGCGUCGGCGUGCGCAACAAGGGCUGUGCCGGCAUGUCGUACCACUUGGAAUACAUCAAGCCGGAAGAAGCGGGCCGAUUCGACGAGCGCGUCAAGCAGGACGGCGUCGAGGUGCUCAUCGACAGCAAGGCUCUCUUCAGCAUCAUCGGCAGCGAGAUGGAUUGGCAGGAGGACCGUCUCAGCGCCAAGUUCGUGUUUAACAAUCCUAACGUCAAAGAGGCGUGCGGGUGCGGGGAGUCGUUCCUCACCUAG
Messenger RNA from Sporisorium graminicola, 930 nucleotides. RefSeq lists its product as uncharacterized. The record is from RefSeq and is a predicted model, not a curated record. The coding region runs from base 1 to 930 and encodes 309 amino acids. The transcript has a single exon. Gene Ontology annotation, molecular function: 2 iron, 2 sulfur cluster binding. Gene Ontology annotation, cellular component: mitochondrion; cytoplasm. NCBI's taxonomy places the organism in Eukaryota, Fungi, Basidiomycota, Ustilaginomycetes, Ustilaginales, Ustilaginaceae. Gene Ontology annotation, biological process: iron-sulfur cluster assembly.